Lutzomyia longipalpis is the source of this 1673-nucleotide messenger RNA. RefSeq names its product methylenetetrahydrofolate reductase (NADPH). The coding region runs from base 477 to 1424 and encodes 315 amino acids. Gene Ontology annotation, cellular component: cytosol. Lineage: Eukaryota; Metazoa; Arthropoda; Insecta; Diptera; Psychodidae. Gene Ontology annotation, biological process: tetrahydrofolate interconversion. The transcript has 4 exons. Gene Ontology annotation, molecular function: methylenetetrahydrofolate reductase [NAD(P)H] activity; FAD binding. The record is from RefSeq and is a predicted model, not a curated record.
AACCAUUGCGUUUUUUGUACCUUUAAAUGCAUGAAACAUUUUCGCUGAUGUUUGACAACGACAUAAAGAAUAUAAUUGUGACGUCAUUCUUUUCAUUUUUAGACAAACAUUUGCAGAAUUUUUCUAAACAGUGAUUUUAGUUAAAAAAUGCGAAGUCUGUCGAUUUACCAUUAUAAUUUAUUAUUAUUCUUUACAAAAUUAAGUGUGUCCUGAUUAUUUUCUCGAAUAGGGUUUCUUUUCGUAUGAAAACGUAUAAACUCCUUUUUUAUUGUACAGGGUCAAGAAACUAAAAGUAAAUCUAAAACAAUAUUUAUUCAAUUUUGCUGAAUUUCAGUGUGAUCGCGUGAAGGUGAAGCCGCAGCGACUCUUAAGUUGUUGUUUUGACGAGUUACAGCGACUUUUCGUCUAUUUUCCAAACUUCUUUUACGACGUUGCUUCACCACAUCAACCACUCCUGCAAAGUUAUUCUAGCCACGAUGAGUGAGGAAGGUGCAAAAAGUACAUCAGCAGCGACAGCGGAAGCAGUUCCAGCCAAAAAGCUCCUCAAUGUGCUUCAGGAGAAGCUUUCACGAAAGGAAUUUUUCUACUCCAUCGAAGUAACUCCGUCUGAUGCGACGCUGGAUUUAACCACUUUCGACCACCCACCACUCUUUGUUGCCAUCACGUGGAUUCGUGACAACAAUCUCGUGGCAUUCCGUCGCUCCCCAAAUGCCUGCCCUGCACUCCAAAUGCUCCAGGAAGUCCGUGAGGAGUUUCCCGUUCUAUCGCAUCUUACGUGCUUUAAUGUAACAUCCGAAGAUUUGGAAGGAAUCCUGCGCAUUGGAGAGCCAGAGAGUAUUUUUGCUCUUCGAGGAGAAAUUUAUGCCACCCCCUUCGUAGACUGUUCUGGCACGUCAGCGGAAUUCAAGAGUGCCGCAAAUUUGGUCGCGUGGCUACGACGGAAACUUCCUGAUGCGACAAUAGUCGUUGCCGGAUAUCCUGCCACUCAUUUCCUCGCUACAUCGCCGGACGAUGAUUUGCGGAAUUUGCGGGAGAAAGUUGACGCUGGUGCGGAUUUUAUCAUCACACAGAUUACAUUUUCUGCAGCACAACUCAUUGAUUUCGUCCAGAGGUGUCGUGGGAUUGGUAUUACAGCACAGAUACUUCCUGGAGUCUUUAUUCCGUCAUCCUUCAAAUCUCUGCAGUUUGUCACACAGUUGGGACACAUUGUCCUGCCGGAGGAGCUCUGGGCGACAUUCAAAGGACUCAAGGACAACGACGAAGCUUUCAAGGAAAAGGCACUGGAAGUGGGUGAAAAGUGGAUGCGGGAAAUCUUGGCAGAGUGCCCGGAUGAAUUUGCAGGAUUUCACAUUUUUACGUGGAAUAAUCUCGAGAUGGUAACGAGGCUAAUUCAACGCUUCUCAACCUCAUCACCUCAAACAUGAGGACUCUUUCAUUUUUUUUGGCAAUCACCGACAUUGUCAUAAAAACCUUAAGAAGCAUUAUUCCAUAAAAAAAUAUAUUGCGAGAGAUUCUUGUAGAAAAUUGGCCAUCAUUUGCAUCUUCUGGCUUCUCCGCAGAUUGCGAGGAAAGUGAAAAAUCUACUCGUGAGAGAAAGGAUCGGGCAAAUGUGGCGGAAAAUUGCAAAGAAUGAAUUGUAAGACAUUCUCAAUAAAAAUCGACAUUAAUCAAAA